UAUUAUGAUCCACAUAUAUGGCUGAAUUAAGCCAUAUAUAUAUCCAAGCUAUCUAGUCUCAAAUUUAACACUUAUUAGCUUCAAUCCUUUCUCACUUGAAUCCUUCAAUUCAAACACAUAUAUACAUAAUCAAACAUGUCUCCCAUCCAUUUAUACAGCUUGCCACAGCCUAUGUUCACAUGUACCACAGUUCAAUCAACAAAGGGAAUAUAUAGAGAGAUCUAGCUAGCUAGCUAGUUCUACAUGUUCGAUCGAUCUGCAAAUCGAUAUCACCACCACCACCAUCAUCAUCAUCAUGCAUCAUGCUUAUUAGCAGCUUAAUUCGAACACCGGUACUUUCAUGGACUUCAUCUUCCUCCUCGAAGAAGGAGAGCGCAUCGCGUUCCUUCAUCAGCUGAUGCAGUCUCUUGGAUGCGCUUACAUUUGUCUCUGGUCCUACCUCCCUCAACCAUGCAACUAUUUUGUGUGUUUGGAUGGACUCUUCAUUGGAGACAACAAUGUUGCCCGGAGGCUUUUUGAGGAGUACAGACACUCACUACCAAUUGCUAAUGAUGGCCGCGUCCCGGGAUUCGCCUUCAGGAACAAUCUUCAACACCUGGAGCUCCGGUUUGAAGAACUGCAAAUACUUGCAUCAAAUCCAGUGCAGCUCCAGUUCUAUAGGGAAGCUGGAAUCAAGACAGCCAUUUUAAUGGGGUGUAGAGCAGGAGAAGUUGAGGUUGGAAUGUCCACCAACCCUCAGGUUAAUAUGGAGAUGGAGAUGAUGAGGGUGCUCUCUCAAGAACCAGCAAGUAAACCUACUACUUCAUCUUCCACGUCUCUAAGAUCAUUGUCGAUGGAAAGCCCUACAGCUACAGAGUACACUUCCCUUCUCUUCAAUGUCCCAAUUCCUUCCACUUCUUAUAAUGCUCCUUCCGAUGACCUCCCGUCAAUCUCCGGCCACGUGACGCAAGCAGCCGCCGCCGGUGUUGAUCCGGCGCUGAGUCUAAUCGGGACGGAUAAUCAGUUCCCGUUCUUAUCCAUGCGGCAAACCGAAGAAGACGACGCAAUGGCUAGGGCUUAUCUGGCUGUAAUUUCAUCUACUUCUUCUUCUUCACAAGCUCGCGACAGCUUUGCUUCCAAUUUCCAGAACCCCAGUGCUUUCAGAAUCUACAGAAGAAGAUCGUCAUCGUUGUCGUCGGAAAACUUAUCCCGGAAUAAUGUCCCGGCGGCAGUGCCGCCGCCCAUUAUCAGAAGACGACAAGGCAACAUGUUCAGAAAAUGCGUCGCUUUUUUCAGAAACUUAGACUUGCUAAGGAGGCGGGGGUUAAUCCAGGGCGGCGGCACCUCCGCCGCCCCUCCUUCCACCACACAAGUUCAUCAUGUCAUUUCAGAGAGAAGAAGGCGAGAAAAGCUCAACGAAAGCUUUCAACAGCUCAGAUCUCUCAUUCCUCCCGGGAGCAAGAAAGAUAAGGCUUCAGUGUUGAGCAACACAACCGAAUACUUGGCUUCCCUAAAAGCACAAGUGGAAGAGCUUACUAAAAAGAACCAAAUCUUGGAAGCACAACUACCGCCGCCGCCGCCUCAAAAAGCGCCGGCCGCCGUGAAGGAAGAGGUUGGCGCCUCCUCUGCCGCCGCCGCCGAAGGGAGGGUAGAUGUGAGCAUCACAAACGUUGAGGAAUCGACCUCGGAAGAAGCUAAUCGCAGAUUCGUGGACUUGCGAGUGUUAGUGAGGGGAGAAAUUAGCAUGUCGGAUUUGGUUAUCCGUUUGCUUGAGUUCUUGAAAGGGGUUGAGAAUGUAGGACUUAUAUCCGUACAAGCUAACACCACCACGGUACAAUCAGCCUCGCUGAAUCGCAUAAUCUUGAGACUCACAAUUCAUGAGGGAGAUGAGUGGGACGAGUCUGCUUUCCAGGAAGCCGUAAAAAGGGUUGUUGGUGACGUGGCACAGUGACAGGUGGGCUUGCUUAUAUCGCAACACCUGGCGAACUGUCACUUGCUGAGAGCGCUAUAAUCCGGAAGAAAAUCAUUGAUUUUGUACUUGCAUGAGGAUUAUGUCUUGUGAUGUGAUUACAGAGAAUUUAGUGUAGCAGUUCACAAGAAAGCAAAUUUUGAAUAUUAUUAUUAAUUGGCUUCUUAAUUUUCAUCAUUAGGGAAAUUUGGACUGUGA
Molecule: messenger RNA, 2146 nt
Organism: Ipomoea nil (Japanese morning glory)
Lineage: Eukaryota; Viridiplantae; Streptophyta; Magnoliopsida; Solanales; Convolvulaceae
Product: putative transcription factor bHLH041
Exons: 9
Coding region: 341-1930 (529 amino acids)
Molecular function (GO): protein dimerization activity
Source: RefSeq, a predicted model, not a curated record